Molecule: messenger RNA, 2818 nt
Organism: Glycine soja
Lineage: Eukaryota; Viridiplantae; Streptophyta; Magnoliopsida; Fabales; Fabaceae
Product: cation/H(+) antiporter 19-like
Exons: 3
Coding region: 284-2725 (813 amino acids)
Biological process (GO): proton transmembrane transport; regulation of pH
Cellular component (GO): membrane; endomembrane system
Molecular function (GO): antiporter activity
Source: RefSeq, a predicted model, not a curated record
UAACAAAUUAACUAAGUUGUAGAUUGAAAGAAGUCUCCCGCAAAAAAAGUAAAACAACGUGGUUUCAACUGGUCUUACCACACAUAAGUGCACCUAUAUAUAGUUACAUAGAGUUGUAGAAGCGUGCUAUAUAUAGAACCGAAGAGAAGAGAAGUGAAGAAUCUCCAAGAUUCAUAUUCUCCCUUUCGUCGAACAACACAUAGGCACGAAAGCAUUCUUCUUCUACUUCACCCUGAUGAGUUUGUGAGCAUUGUUUUUAAAAGCAAGUGAAUGAUUGAUAUCGAUGGCGACGGGUAACAACGCGUCAUGCCCAGCGUUCAUGAAGGCAACGUCGAAUGGGGCGUUCCAACAUGAGAACCCCCUCGAUUAUGCGCUUCCUCUGUUAAUCCUCCAGAUUUGUUUGGUCGUUGUUUUUACUAGAGUUAUUGCAUUCCUCUGCAGACCCCUCAGACAACCCCGAGUCAUUGCUGAGAUCAUUGGAGGAAUACUACUUGGGCCAUCUGCAAUUGGACGAAAUGAGAAGUUUCUGAGCACGGUUUUCCCAAAGAAAAGCAUAACGGUUCUUGACACACUAGGCAACGUUGGUCUUUUGUUUUUCUUGUUUCUAGUUGGUCUUGAGCUUGACAUGCGUGCUAUUCGCCGUACUGGUCACAAGGCCUUAGCCAUUGCCCUUUGUGGGAUCACUGUGCCUUUUGUUCUUGGCAUUGGCACUUCUUUUGCUCUUAGAGCCACCGUGUCCAAAGGUGCUGAGCCAGUUUCAUUUCUUGUCUUCAUGGGUGUUGCACUCUCAAUCACUGCCUUUCCUGUCCUCGCUAGGAUCCUAGCUGAGCUUAAACUCCUCACCACUGAUGUUGGUCGCAUAGCAAUGUCAGCUGCAGCUGUGAAUGAUGUUGCAGCUUGGAUUCUUCUUGCUCUUGCCAUAGCCAUUUCUGGUUCUAACGGAUCACCCUUUGUUCCUCUUUGGGUCUUGCUCUCUGGUGUUGCUUUUGUUAUCUUUGCUGUCUUUGCCAUUAGGCCAUUGCUUGUAGCUAUGGCUAACCGUUCCCCUGAGGGUGAGCCAGUGAAGGAGGUGUACAUAUGCAUCACAUUGACACUGGUUUUGGCUUGUAGUUUUGUCACUGAUACUAUUGGAAUCCAUGCCCUCUUUGGGGCUUUUGUGAUUGGUACCAUUAUGCCCAAAGAGGGUUCAUUUUCUGUAGUGAUGAUUGAGAAGAUAGAAGACCUGGUGUCUGGCCUUUUCCUGCCACUGUUUUUUGUGUCUAGUGGCUUGAAGACUAAUGUGGCAACUAUUAGUGGAGGACUUUCUUGGGCAAUGUUGGUGCUUGUUAUAUUCAAUGCUUGCUUUGGCAAGAUUGUUGGCACAAUAGUUGUGUCGUUAACGUGCAAGGUGCCUUCUCAAGAAGCCGUGGCACUUGGAUUUCUCAUGAACACAAAGGGCUUGGUAGAACUCAUAGUUCUCAACAUUGGGAAGGACCGUAAGGUGUUGAAUGACCAAGCAUUUGCCAUUUGUGUUCUCAUGGCAUUGUUUACCACCUUCAUCACCACCCCAAUAGUGAUGGCUGUAUAUAAACCAGCUCGCAGAGGAGCACCCUACAAGCACAGAACAAUUCAGCGCAGAGAUCCUGACACUGAGCUCCGAAUGCUAGCUUGCUUCCACACCACCCGCAACAUUCCCACGUUAAUCAAUCUCAUAGAGUCUUCCCGCGGAAUUCGAAAGAGAGGAAAGCUUUGCAUCUAUGCCAUGCACUUGAUGGAACUCUCAGAGCGAUCUUCAGCAAUCACAAUGGUUCACAAGGCACGCAAGAAUGGCAUGCCCUUCUGGAACAAGAAACCGGAUGACAAAGAUCAAAUGAUCAUUGCUUUUCAGGCUUAUGAGAAACUAAGAAGUGUCAAUGUGCGCCCCAUGACAGCCAUCUCUGCUCUCAAUAGCAUCCAUGAGGAUAUUUGUACUAGUGCUCACCAAAAACGUGCAGCCAUGAUUAUCCUCCCAUUCCACAAACACCAACGUGUGGAUGGAUCAAUGGAGUCACUAGGACAUUCACUCCAUGUGAUGAAUCAGCUUGUGCUAAGCCAUGCUCCUUGCUCAGUGGGAAUUUUGGUUGAUCGAGGUCUUGGAGGGACAAGCCAAGUCCAAGCUAGUGAUGUGUCUUAUAAGGUUGUUGUACCCUUCUUUGGGGGACGUGAUGAUCGUGAAGCACUUUGUUAUGGUAUGAGAAUGGCUGAGCACCCGGGGAUUUUGCUCAAUGUGGUUAAGUUUGUGCCCCCACCUGGGGCAUCAUUGGCCUUUGGUGCUAAAUUGGUUGGGAUGUCAUCGAACAAGGACAAGAAAGCAAUGGAAGUGGUUGGUGGCAGUUAUUAUGAUGAUAAACAACAAGAUGAUCAAUUGUGGAGUGAGUUUUUAAGUGCAUGCAACAACAACCAAGAGUCAAUGAAGUAUGAGCAAAAACUGGUGGCAAGCAAAGGUGAUAUUGAGGCAGCAUUGAAGGAAAUGAAUAGGAGCAAUCUAAUAUUGGUUGGUAGAAUGCCAUCAGUAGGACCUUUGGUUAGCAGAAGUGAUUGUCCAGAACUUGGACCUGUUGGAAGCUACAUGGCUUCUUCAGAUUUCUCCACUGUUACAUCAGUUAUGGUAAUUCAGCAAUAUAAUCCUUCAACUGACAUUCAUCCACUAGUGAUGGAGGAAUUUGAUUACCCAGAUAAGCUAGAGCCAAACGCACCAAGGAGUUAAUGUGGCAUUAAAGCUGGAGUUGUCUUUUGGUUAUAACUUAUAACUUACGAAACAAGGCCGAUGCUCCUAAUGUUGGAAAUAAAUUUGUAUGUC